AAAAACAAUAACAAAGGCUUUGCAGCUUUGCACAAAGCUCUUUAACGUUUUUAUCGCGUCCAUUUAUUUAAGUAUUGCUUGAUAUCUCAUACACUUCAUUCUGUAGUGUAUAUAAGUGGAAUAAAUAAACUGACGGAGAUACUGCUGCGUUACCCUUAACCGGUACCAUCAUGACAACUCCCGAGCUUUGCGUCAGCAGGUUCUUCCAAGAAGACUCCACAUUACCAGAGAAGAGUCCCAAUAGAACACUAUCAACAAAUCUUGAUUCUUCCCAAGAAUCUCAAAACUCCAGCCAGUGCUCCCUCGACGACCCGGACCUACUCAGCCUCUCCCAGCUCACUAUACAAGAACAAGAACCAAUCAAAAUAGACCCCUUCUAUAACAUAACUCCAAGGGAAAUGCCACUAUCACCGCACUACGUCUUCGAAGAAGAAUUUUCCUCAAACCCCUGGGCGAUGUUAAUAGCAACAAUCUUCCUAACGAAGACAUCAGGCAAAACCGCUAGGCCCCACAUGCUAAAAUUCUUUCUAGAAUAUCCCACCCCGUAUCACGUUUUAAACGACGCUCCUACGUCAUUGGAACGUUUUUUUGAUACUUUAGGAUUAAGGAAACGAGGGCAUAUGAUUUGGAAGUUGACUUAUCAGUUCGUUUCGUCAAAAUGGCGUCGGGCUAGCGAUCUCUAUGGCAUAGGGAAGUACGGGGAAGAUGCGUAUAGGAUAUUUUGUAUGGGGCACACAGAUUUAGAUCCUGGGGAUAGGUAUUUGAAGCUGUAUUUAGAUUGGCUGCGUAAAACAGAGUUUUUGAAGGAUAACGGAGUGACCGACUGUGAGUUCGUUAUCGAGGACCCGGCGUUGAAAUAUUAUAGCAUUUCAUUAAGGAAUGCUGUCUUGCUGUCUAAAAGUAAAAACUAUAAAUUAUAAAUGUAAAUCUAUUUUUCCUUUUUUCCACGUUAGCCAGAGUUGAUCAUCGUUGAUUUUUUCAUUGUGAUUGUCAUCUGUAUUUACAAUUUAUAGACUAUAAAUUUUAUACUAGCUG
Messenger RNA from Cydia strobilella, 1035 nucleotides. Its product is annotated as methyl-CpG-binding domain protein 4-like. The transcript is spliced from 2 exons. Gene Ontology annotation, biological process: DNA repair. Lineage: Eukaryota; Metazoa; Arthropoda; Insecta; Lepidoptera; Tortricidae. Gene Ontology annotation, molecular function: DNA binding; catalytic activity. Bases 171 to 920 code for a protein of 249 amino acids. Gene Ontology annotation, cellular component: nucleus. The record is from RefSeq and is a predicted model, not a curated record.